Mesorhabditis belari is the source of this 207-nucleotide messenger RNA. Lineage: Eukaryota; Metazoa; Nematoda; Chromadorea; Rhabditida; Rhabditidae. The record is from the annotation of a GenBank genome assembly.
AUGAACACUUUCUUUAUUCGGAUAUUUCUUCUUUCAGUCUUCGUUUUGUGUCUCACUCAAGCAGCUCCUAUGACAUCUGAUUUGACAGCUCCAGCUCUUCGAGCAAAACGACAAUGGAAGUGGGAAUCGGAUGGAAAAGGAAAUAUGUGGAUUGGUGAUGACAACGCAAAACUGUCACUCUUCAGCGGUUUCGGUAUGCCCGGAAAA